This is a messenger RNA of Melampsora larici-populina 98AG31, 462 nucleotides long. RefSeq lists its product as uncharacterized. The record is from RefSeq and is a predicted model, not a curated record. Bases 1 to 462 code for a protein of 153 amino acids. The transcript has 5 exons. NCBI's taxonomy places the organism in Eukaryota, Fungi, Basidiomycota, Pucciniomycetes, Pucciniales, Melampsoraceae.
AUGUCGAAGGAUGCAGUUCAAGAAGCAGUUGAAGAUGAAGUCUCUACUACAGCUGUUUUUAGAGACACGAAUGACACACAGGUCGAAACUCAAACUGGCGAAGGUGCUGGUGCGGAAAUCCAAUUGGAAACUUCAGACAUUGGCAAACUGGCUAGCACAGCUGUAAAUACUCAGAUCGAUGGUUCUGCUUCCAAGAAAUCUAAUGUGGAAGUUGGUCAACAAGACAUAAAGAAUGAAUGCAAGGGUAAGAACCUGAAAUGCGGAUCACAAUUGGCUCAUCUAGAGACCUCACUCGCAACGCUUGAGGAGAAAAUUAUGAUGUAUUCAGUCCAAAACUUACAAGAAAAAGUGCAAGUUGACUCACCUGCCACGUCCGGGAGUGCAGUUGUCGAUAAAGCGUUCAGUCUACUUGAAAAAGCGAUCACGGAUAUCAAACGACUUCAAACUAAGGUUAAUUUUUAG